Pipistrellus nathusii (Nathusius's pipistrelle) is the source of this 957-nucleotide messenger RNA. The record is from the annotation of a GenBank genome assembly. Lineage: Eukaryota; Metazoa; Chordata; Mammalia; Chiroptera; Vespertilionidae.
AUGAGACUGCUGGCGGGCUGGCUGCUCCUGAGCCUGGCGGCCGUGUGGCUGGCGCGGAGGAUGUGGACGCUGCGGAGCCCGCUCUCCCGCUCGCUGUACGGGAACAUGACGAGCGGUCCGGGCGGGCCGGCGGCGCCUGCGGGCGGCGGGAAGGAGAACCACCAGUGGUACGUGUGCAACAGAGAGAAAUUACGUGAAUCACUCCAGGAUGUGUUUGUUCAGAGUUACCUCGACCAAGGAACACAGAUCUUCUUAAACAACAGCAUUGAGAAAUCGGGCUGGCUGUUUAUCCAACUGUAUCACUCCUUUGUGUCAUCUGUUUUUAGUCUGUUUAUGUCUAGAACAUCUAUCAAUGGGUUGCUCGGAAGAGGUUCAAUGUUUGUGUUUUCCCCAGAUCAGUUUCAGAGACUGCUUAGAAUUAACCCAGACUGGAAAACCCAUAGACUUCUCGACUUAGGUGCUGGAGAUGGAGAAGUCACAAAAAUCAUGAGCCCGCAUUUUGAAGAAAUUUAUGCCACUGAGAUGUCUGAAACGAUGAUAUGGCAGCUUCAGAAGAAGAAAUACAGAGUGCUCGGUAUAAAUGAAUGGCAGAAUACAGGGUUCCAGUAUGAUGUCAUCAGCUGCUUGAAUUUGCUGGACCGCUGUGAUCAGCCCCUGACUUUGUUAAAAGAUAUCAGAAGUGUCUUGGAGCCAACUAGAGGCAGGGUCAUCCUUGCCCUGGUCUUGCCCUUCCAUCCCUAUGUGGAAAACGUAGGUGGCAAGUGGGACAAGCCGUCAGAAAUUUUGGAAAUCAAGGGACAGAACUGGGAAGAGCAAGUGAACAGUCUGCCUGAAGUUUUCGGGAAAGCGGGUUUUGUUAUCGAGGCUUUCACCAGACUGCCGUACCUGUGCGAAGGGGACAUGUACAACGACUACUACGUCCUGGACGACGCUGUGUUCGUUCUCAAACCCGUGUAA